UAAAAGACAAGUGAGAACUUUAUUAACUGUGGUUACUGAGAAAUCACAAGGCAAAGCUAAAAUCCCUCUUCAGAUCCACAAUCAACUGCCCUGAACACAUCCUGCAAAAAGUCCUGAGGAAGGAGAGCCAUGGAUUACUACAGAAAAUACGCAGCUGUCAUUCUGGCCACAUUGUCUGUGUUUCUGCAUAUUCUCCAUUCCUUUCCUGAAGGAGAGUUUACAAUGCAAGGUUGCCCAGAAUGCAAGCUAAAGGAAAACAAAUACUUCUCCAAGUUGGGUGCCCCAAUUUUUCAGUGCAUGGGCUGCUGCUUCUCCAGAGCAUAUCCCACUCCAGCAAGGUCCAAGAAGACGAUGUUGGUCCCAAAGAACAUCACUUCAGAAGCCACAUGCUGUGUGGCCAAAGCAUUUACCAAGGCCACAGUGAUGGGAAAUGCCAAAGUGGAGAACCACACGGAGUGCCACUGCAGUACCUGUUAUUAUCACAAAUCUUAAAUGUUUUGCAAAAGAGCAUGUUGAUGACUGCUGAUUUCCUGGAGUGAAAAGUUAAUUUUUCAGUGUUUAUGGCCUUGUGAGAUAAAACCCCCUUUUUACUUACCAUACUCCUUUUGGUGUGCUUCGGGGAUGUACUGCAGCUUUAUUGCCUUUCUCAUUUUCCUACAGUAUAAUCAGAAGUCUAGUUCUUUUCAUUUGGAGUGAAGUACUGCAUUUAGCAUGAGCAUAAAAAGCUGGUUCCUCUGGA
Molecule: messenger RNA, 739 nt
Organism: Lontra canadensis (Northern American river otter)
Lineage: Eukaryota; Metazoa; Chordata; Mammalia; Carnivora; Mustelidae
Gene: CGA
Product: glycoprotein hormones, alpha polypeptide
Exons: 4
Coding region: 130-492 (120 amino acids)
Biological process (GO): positive regulation of steroid biosynthetic process; thyroid hormone generation
Cellular component (GO): extracellular region; follicle-stimulating hormone complex
Molecular function (GO): follicle-stimulating hormone activity
Source: RefSeq, a predicted model, not a curated record